UCGUAAACAAUGGGCCAAAGCAACGAGUUGGUUGAAUGUGUAAAACUCCGUUAUAACGGAUUGUAAACACGUCGAAACAAUGUAAAACAAACGCAACACACAGUCGUAACAUGAUUGAUAGAAAUACUGACGAUGAGAAAGAGUAAAAAGUCGUCCCCAGGGAAUUUCAGUGUUGCCAGAUCGAGAAAGGUAACAUCGGAUUCCAAAGUACGACCAUUCACAUCAAAAGGCCCAGGAAGAAAUACUCUUUCAUCAUCAGUUGAUACAAAGCAGUUAAUUACAAGACCUAAAACAUCUCAAGCUCUUCUUCGUAAUCGAACAAGUGAAACAACAGAUAUCGAAGAACAAAAUGUCACUCAAAACGAGAGUCAGAUCAACGAUAAUAGUCGAAAGUUGGAUAAUAUUGAAGCAAAUGUUAAACGGAAUGACAGAUCUUCAUCAAGUAGUGCUAUCCGUCUUCAUGCGCCGAGGGACAGAAGUAUUUCCUUUGGUAGUGGCAGUGACUCCUCAGUGACAGGAAAACGGAGUGAAUAUAGCAAACCCAACAAAGAUUCAAAAGUCAAUAUCAAGCAAAGUAAAUCCUCCAUAAGACCACACACCACUGCUGGCCCAUCAAAUUUUAAUCCAGUUCAACGUAAAGUUGCGUGGCAGUCAGAUAAAGAUCUCAUAGAUACUUUAUCGGAUGAUGAUGAUGAUCCUCGGAACCAGGGGCAGAAAGUGGAAACGCUCAGGGAUAGCUUUCAAUCACCCAUGAUUUCCAUUGAAGACAGCGGCAGUGAAUAUGAAACCGACCUUGAAACAGAACGUCCAACUGCUCCGAAACAAUAUGAUACGUCAGGAAAGUACACAUACCUUAAAGUGUGCAAGCAAGAAGAUGUUCUUCCAGUGUCGUCCUUACAAGCAAAGUUUGAGGAAAAGGUGAUGGAAAUCAAACAUCGAAGCCUUGGAUCAAAGGGAACCCUGCCUCUGGCCAAAUCAUUGUUGAAAAACAUUUAUGUUGAAAAGUUGGACCUGUCUGAUAAUGGCAUUGAGGACAUUGGAGCAUCAUUGAUUGCAUCAAUGCUUGGUGAUAACUGUUAUAUAACACAACUGGAUCUUUCAGAAAAUUCUAUUGGUGCUGAUGGAGGCAUCGUCCUGGCUGAAAUGCUGAUGAGAAACCAAAUUCUUCGCAAGCUAACUUUACGUUCAAAUCAUUUAACUGAUCGAGUUGCAAGACGUUUUGCUGAAUCUCUUCGUGAAAAUAGAACGUUGUGGCAUUUAGAUCUCAGUCAUAAUGAAAUUGGAGAACAGGGAGGCGUGUUUCUUGGAGCAGGCCUGGCAAUAAACUACGGUUUAAAACAUCUUGAUCUUAGCUGGAACUGUCUUCGUGGGAAGGGAGGAGUAGCGCUGGCUCAAGCUAUGAAGACAAAUGACUCGCUUACUACACUGAAUCUUUCGUGGAACGGCGUGUCUUUUCUUGGUUGUGUGGCACUUGGGAAAUUCCUUCGCAGGAACGAAAACUUAAAAGAACUCGAUCUCAGGAACAAUCGGAUUGGUUAUCUUGGCGCUCAAAGAAUCUGUCCUGGAAUUGCUAAAAAUACCUCACUGGAAACUAUCAAGCUUGGGCUCAAUCCACUGGGGGACGAUGGUGUUGUGGCUCUACUAAAGGCCGUUAAAAUUAAUAAGAAUUUGAAAAUUCUUAAUUUGGAGAACAUCCCGGUAUCAUUGAACGCAUUUCGUGAAAUUCAACAGUUGGAGAAAAAUCGUGCAAUUAAAAUCAUCACUGGGGGUCUGGGGAGCUUUAGGAAACCAGAGCAAAUGCCUCAUCAAAUGGCCAUACUGUUGGACUUUAUCAAAGUAAAUCGCCUGCGGUUAGUUGAUUGGUUCUUCCGCUUUGACAAAGACAGGAGUGGCGAUAUUAGUAGAGAAGAAUUUAAGGUUGGCCUAAAAGAAAUUGGAUUGAAGAUGACACAGAAACAAUUGGACACUUUAAUCGAGUAUUUGGACGUUGAUAACAAUGGAAAAAUCGAGUACAGUGAACUCCUGAUUGGUCGGGAUCACACAUUACGGGAGCAGAGGGACUUAAGGAUGGCUCAACAAAAACUGCGCAACGUUGAAGAUAUGAGAGCUCGUUUGCCCACCCUUGCAGGUUUUGAGCCUGAUUAAUGGUAUAAUGAAGGAAGAAUUAUACAAUUCCUUUCUAUGAAGAACCUCAAGAGAGAAUCUGCUGUUGAGUUAUUUACGAAAUAUUUUUCACCAACCAUCCAUUUUGGUCGUGAUGAAUUCGUAAAUGAUGCCGGUCAAAUUUCCACGCGAAAUUUAAUUUUUUUUAUGCUGAAGAUCAUAAUCAUCUUUAGUACGAAAGAGGGAAAUCGUACCAGUCUAAUGAUAAAACUGAAAUUAAGCAGAUUCUUUAAAGGAGAAUUUGAGAAAGAUGUUUUGAAUGGUUUGAAUGGAUUCAUUUCCCCGCACAAAACGGAAUCGAAAAUUUGAAGUGGUGAAAAAACUCAAUCAGCGUGUGAAGUGUCAAAGAAUAUCUUUCAUAUUUUCAAAAAAAUUUGCAUCAGCGUAAUGUUUUGCGUAAAAAAUCAAAUAUGCAAAACUUUAUAUAGCAGCUCUCAGCUCUGAUAUCUCUAUGCAGUGGGAAAGAAUAAGUGCAUCUAGUCAAAAAAACCCGCUGUCCCAAAUAUAUAUAUUUUUUUCUUUUGCUAGAAAUACAAUUGAAAAAGGUCCUAAGAUAAAUUGAAUUGUUUUAAUAAGGGGGCAAAUUUAUUGUAUAGAAUGGAAUUCAUCUUGCAGGUAGCGAUGAACCAAUUGUAAAAAGCUAUUAUACGUCUUGCUAUGCAGAUUUUAAGUUUUAUAAGAUUAUAUAUUAAUUUAAUUUCUCACACAAAGCGGGAUUAAAUAGUUGCUGUAUGCUGGGUACGCUGGUUAUAUAUAUAAGCACGUAGACUAAUACAGUAUCUAAACAAAAGUUACCAUUCAUUCAAAAAAAAAUAUUGUGAUGCGUUGUUUCGUUAUAAUUAUUAAAUUUUAGAUGGGUUAUUUUCUAUAUAAACACCUGCAGCAAAAAUUUUAAUGUCAAAAUGCUGAGAAUAAUCCCACGUAUUGACUAUGAUUCAUUUAUAACUACGAGGGAUGACAAUGUGAUAAGAGUUAAUCCUCAUUUAGAUAAGAAUUCCUUCAAAUAGUCCUUAAUCUAUGUAUGAUAAAAUGAUACGUUCUAUGAUUGAUGGCUGCUGUAUCGAUAUUUUCGUCACAUAUACUCUUUUCAAGUUAUUUUUAUUCAAUCACAUACACCGGCGGUUGUGAACUUUUGUUGGCCUCAAAAUUCCAGAAUAUCUAGUAUCUAAAGUGUAUAAAAAACGCGAUGCAUCAUGCAGUAUAGCAGCGACAAGAAUAAAUUAUAAUAAUGGUAGUGCUCUGUGCUAAUUUGGCAUUAAAUAUUUCCCUUUUUUUCGGGAAUGCCCGCGAAGACAAGUUUUUAACGCGCAAAGAAUGGCAGUAGUGAAAUGAAAAUAUGAACUUGGGAUGGGAAUUUCUUAAAUAUAAUGGGCUAAUUUUCUUUUAACUUUUUUAUUAAUACUGCAUCCCGUGAAUUGCGAAAGAGUACAUAAUUUAUAUGUUCGGUCUUAUUUAUAGUCAUAGAUUUAUAAACUACGUACAUGAACUUUGUAUAUAUUAUAGUUAUGAAUUUCCCAAGUUAUCUAAUUCCCACAAUUCUUUAAAUGCUAUUAAUAUUUACAAUAUACAACAUCGAAAGAUAUUCUCGCGUAUAGACUAUUAUAGUUUGGAGGGGGAAAAAUGCAAAUUAUAAGAGCAGGUAACUCUUACUAAUAUUGUUUUAAAAUGUUUUGUUCUAUGCGCGAUACACAAGCCAAUGAAACGUUAUAAUUAUUUAGUUAAUCACGUAGCCCAGUCUUAGAAAUGUUUCUUUUGUAUAUGCUAUUUGCAUUAGUGAUCGAAUUUUUUAGCAAUACGUAUAUCGAGACAACGAAGACACACACUGAACGUGUCUUCUUUGAUGUUAAAUAAUUCAUUGUAAUUUAAAUUUCACUAAAAUUGA
Molecule: messenger RNA, 4045 nt
Organism: Dendronephthya gigantea
Lineage: Eukaryota; Metazoa; Cnidaria; Anthozoa; Malacalcyonacea; Nephtheidae
Product: leucine-rich repeat-containing protein 74A-like
Exons: 17
Coding region: 133-2145 (670 amino acids)
Molecular function (GO): calcium ion binding; protein binding
Source: RefSeq, a predicted model, not a curated record